Solea senegalensis (Senegalese sole) is the source of this 3998-nucleotide messenger RNA. Its product is annotated as high affinity choline transporter 1-like. The transcript is spliced from 9 exons. The record is from RefSeq and is a predicted model, not a curated record. Gene Ontology annotation, molecular function: choline:sodium symporter activity. Gene Ontology annotation, biological process: acetylcholine biosynthetic process; choline transport; transmembrane transport. Gene Ontology annotation, cellular component: plasma membrane. Bases 277 to 1941 code for a protein of 554 amino acids. Lineage: Eukaryota; Metazoa; Chordata; Actinopteri; Pleuronectiformes; Soleidae.
GGCUUAAUCCGGACAGUUCCGUCCAUCCUCGUGCUCCACAGAUGUCACGUGAGCGUGUGUGACGCGUGUUUACUGCUCAGCUGUUUGUUUAAAAGGCUUUUUUCCUGUUUCAAGUCCCUGUCUGGAGACCCUGACCUCGAGUCUGGUGCUGCUGCUGACCGCGGGCUGAAGUCAUCACCUGUCUCUCCUCAUCACAGCAUCAUUCAGGACGCGCGCGCACGCACGCACGCACGCACACGCAGCGGUCAGUGCUCAAACACACAGCUGUAGUUGAAGAUGGCUCUGAAUGUGCCUGGUCUGGUGGUGAUGGCCGUGUUCUACCUGGUGAUCCUGGGCACGGGCAUUUGGGCGUCCAUGCGCUCAAAGAAGGCGGAGAAGAAUUGCAUGGGAAAUGGCAUGGAGAUCACGCUGCUGGCCGGACGCAACAUCAACCUGCUCGUUGGCAUCUUUACUCUCACCGCGACAUGGGUGGGUGGAGGCUUCAUCCUUGGUAUCGCUGAAGCAACAUACAACCCAACGCUGGGCGCAGUCUGGGCCCUCAUGCCUGUGCCUUAUGUACUGACCUUCUUCUUAGGUGGCUUUUUCUUUGCCAAGCCCAUGAGAGAGAACAAGUACGUGACAAUGAUGGACCCGUUCCAGCAGAAGUACGGGAACGUGAUGAGCAGCGCCCUGAUCCUUCCCGCUCUGGUGGCAGACGUCCUGUGGGUGGCGCGCACACUCGUCAGCCUGGGUGGAACUAUGAGUGUGAUUCUGGAUCUGCCCUACGUCUACUCCAUCCUCAUCUCCUCAGUGGUGGCCAUCAUCUACACACUGCUGGGCGGCCUCUACUCUGUGGCCUACACUGAUGUCAUCCAGCUCAUCCUCAUCUUUGUCAGCCUGUGGGUGUGCGUUCCUUUCCUGAUGACCAACCCUCACUCUCUGGACAUCUCACUGACGGCCUACAACUUCACCUACCAGGCUCCGUGGGUCGGCACGGUGGAGCUGGACGAGGCGGGAAAAUGGUUUGAUGACUUCAUGCUGCUGGCUCUGGGAGGUUUGGCCUACCAGGCAUUCUACCAAAGAAUCCUCUCGUCCUCAUCUUACAGCCAGGCUCAAGUGACUUGCUUUGCCUCCGCUGCCUUCUGCCUGGUGCUGGGUAUCCCCUCAAUUCUGGUGGGGGCCGUGGCUGCAUCUACAGACUGGAACUCAACCAGCUAUGGAUUACCCACCCCCUAUGAGAGGAACCAGACGGGUUCCAUCCUCCCCAUCGCCCUGCACUUCCUCACGCCCAUGUACGUCUCCGUCAUCGGCAUCGGAGCCGUCGCUGCCGCCGUCAUGUCGUCCAUGGACUCGGCUCUUCUGUCCUCUGCCUCCUUGCUCUCCUCUAAUAUUUACAAGAACAUCAUCAGGAAGCAGGCGUCAGACCGGGAGAUGCAGUGGGUGAUCCGUGUCUCAGUGGUGCUGGUCGGCGUGGCUGGCACUGGUCUUACCUUCCUGGACAACAGCGUCCUGGUCUUCUGGCUCGUGGGCGUGGACAUGUCCUACACCAUCAUGUUCCCUCAGCUCGUCUGCAUCCUCUUCUUCAAGGUCUCUAACGGUUAUGGCGCCGUCGUGGGCUACAUGAUGGGAAUAACCCUGAGGGUCCUCAGUGGCGAGCCCCUCAUUGGUCUGCCACCUGUCAUCAAAUUCCCGGGCUGCCGCCUGGAUGAGGAAGGAAAGAUGACCCAGUACUUCCCCUUCCGCACCACCAUCAUGGUGGCGUCGCUCGUGUCCAUCCUGCUCGUCUCCUGGUUGUCUUCCGUGGUUUUCGACAAGGGUCUGCUGCCGGAGAAGUGGGACGUGUUUAUGAUCAAGCACAAGCAGAAAUCGGUGGUCAACGGCUUGGACAACAACAGCAAGACCAACUCUGGGGACGGAGAUGCCUCCACGUCCAAGCAGCUUCUGGACACCACCAGCUGCUAAGAGGAGAGAAGAGGGAGCGCUUGAAUGAGAACGCCACCCAAUCGUGGAGGACGGCUGCUUCACUGAAGAAAAUGAUCUGCAUCCCAAAAGAAUCGCUCCACGAUUUGCCGUGAAGAAAACGCUUGUGGGGAAAAAUCUUUGAACUUUUCUUUCAGAAGAGAGUGAUUGGGAUUAAUGUGUCCUGUUUUCUAAAAGACUCAUUUAUCCGUGUGUCACAGGCGGCGCUGCUGUUCGAUUAUACCUCGCUCUUCUCUUUCCGUGUUUUACAAAUCAGUCUGACAAACACAACGUUCCACAACGUUUUCACCAAAAAUCUUUCCACUUCAUUUGAAAGUGACUUGAUUUCUUAUUUCUUCCCUUUCUGCUAAAAACAGCUUUGCAAUGUUUUUUUUUUUUUAUUUUUGUUUUUUUAAUCCAAAUGGUGAAACAGGAGUUUUUUUAAAAAAUGACGGUCCAGGUUUUUACCUCUUGCUACCAAAUCUUGUCAAAGACACAUUUGUUUGUUUGUUUUAAAUCACACAGACUUUUACAGGGGGAUUUUUAGGGGGAUUUUCCAUUAUCAGCCAACAGAAAUAAGCACAAUCACACUAGUUGUUGGUCCUUUUGUUGUAGCUUCUGUUAACGAAACUUUCUUUUAUAGUUUGUACAUCGUCUGAUACAUAAGACUAAACUCCAUAUGAAGUGAAAUAUAUUCAGAAUAAAUUGGUUCUCUUCACAUACAGGAGAGUUUUGUCUGCUUGUAAACACACAGGAUGUCCCCAAACGGUCCAAGUGUCCUCAGAGGUCUGACAAACGUUGUAGUGUAUCUGCCCAUGUGAUGUUUCCGGGUUCAUGUGGUGGGUUGGGUUCAGUGGCACUUCUUCAAAUAAGGUUGAUAAGAAAUCACGUCUACAUUUGUCCAUCUUCAGCUUUGAGAAGCAUUAAUUGCACAUUAGGGCAGAUUUUUGUUUUGUUUUUUUAUUGAGAGGGUAAAGAAUGAACCGCUGCAGCUCGACAGGAACGCCAGCGCUCGCCUCUUUCUCUCUAACGUGUUCCAUGAAACGCAAAAUUCACAUCAGUGGACAAACAGACGAGGAUCUGGCUUCACCCUCACUGACCCGUGAAGCUCGUCUUGAGGAGUGAGCGACAGGCGACUGGACUUUGUGUUGUAUAUUAUGUUUUGUUAUACAUUUGUAUGCAAAGCUAUGAUGGGAUCAUUGUUUCCUCUAAGGUGGCAAAAGGCUCUGAAUUCAAGUGUCUUUAUCGAGUACAAAUAUUUCUCCCUUUUCUUACAAAACACAGUGUGGUUUAUUGAAGUCGACGUGCAGAGAGAUGUUGACUCGUGUCAGAACGCUCCCUCUCAAAUACAGUUGCCCUUUAAUCUCCACUGUCAUCAGGGUGCAUACCUCAAGGAACACUGAUGGUAAAGUUAUGUUUUACAGACUCAGAACCUAAAACGAUGACUCUGACUUCCAUCUGAAGCAGAUUUUAUUCAUGUCAUCUUCCAAAGACCAAUCAGAGAGAAUAUGAAGCAUGCAUGACUUAUGUGUGUUUGUAUUAUACUCUUCAACUGUACAGUCCGAUCAUGAUUUUUGUAUUUACACUUUGUUUUUCUUUUAAAUCAGUGUUGAUUGAUAUGCAUUGAGUACGAGAAACACACACAAGCUCUUAUGAUGGAACACUAGUGUCAAACAGGGUCAUGUGACCUGAUUUGAUGGAAGAAGAGCUGCUAUCGUCAGCACGACGUCAAUAAUAAACUUAAUAAAGGCAAUAAAGGGCAAUUCCUUAAUAGUGGAGCAGAAGUAUAUUAUCUAUUAUAUCAUGUGUUUUUUAUUUUUUAAUGUCAGUCAGCGGAGGAUUAUGAAAGUAUUGGGCGGUUUUAUAAUAUAAUGUGGGUCGGGAGUUUUACAUUGUAUUAUCCUCAAAUAUGUAUUUGAUUUUAUACUCUUAUGCAUGUUGAUUGUCUUUACCAGUGUAGUUUGUAUACUGAGCUUUAGUGAAGGCUGUUUUCUCUUGCUGCUUUGUAAUCAAUCCCCAUGGGGUGAUGUUCUGUCCAAAUAAAAGCUGAAAUCAAAGGA